Rosa rugosa (rugosa rose) is the source of this 540-nucleotide messenger RNA. RefSeq lists its product as uncharacterized. The transcript has a single exon. Bases 1 to 540 code for a protein of 179 amino acids. Lineage: Eukaryota; Viridiplantae; Streptophyta; Magnoliopsida; Rosales; Rosaceae. The record is from RefSeq and is a predicted model, not a curated record.
AUGGCUAGCCCACCAAAAAAACUAGUAGAGAACCCUCCAAAAAAAUCUGGGUGGAGCUGGUUCACGAGCUUUGAGUAUGACAAGGAGAACGACAAACCAGGCGAUGCACGUAACGUUCUGCUAGUAGUUGCGGCGCUGAUCACUGCCGUGACCUUCCAAGCCGGGGUCAAUCCUCCGGGAGGCGUUUGGCAAGACAAUGAAAAUGGUCACACUGCAGGAAGAGCCAUUUAUGCAACUCACAAGGCGCCGUUUUAUGUGUUCUUGAUAUCGAACACCUUGGCUCUUUCGAGUUCAAUCUUCAUAAUCGUAUUGCUUACUCAUAGGUUCCCUUUCCAUUUUGAGGUAAUGAUUGCCACACUUUCUAUGAUUGUGACUUAUGGCUCUGCUGUGUUUGCUGUGACCCCGAACGAGUCUGUGAAGUUUCGUUACAUAUUGUUCACGGCUGCUCUGCCUUAUGUGCUGAGAUUCUUGUUUCAGUUGUUCAAGAAGUAUAGACAUUCUGUUCGUUUUAGGUGUCAAAACCCAUUUUCCGAUUGCUAA